Molecule: messenger RNA, 402 nt
Organism: Emiliania huxleyi CCMP1516
Lineage: Eukaryota; Haptophyta; Isochrysidales; Noelaerhabdaceae
Exons: 2
Coding region: 1-402 (133 amino acids)
Source: RefSeq, a predicted model, not a curated record
AUGCCUCGCAGCUUGCUCGCGCUCGCAGUCUCGCUCGCGGCGCGCCGGACCAUCGGGAGCACCCUCUGUAGCGACCACCACACAUCGUGCGCGCACUGGGCAAACGGCGGAGAUUGCUGGGGCGAGAACGCCACCACCGUCAUCAAAACGUGCCCGGCGUCCUGCGGGAUCUGCCGGCCGGGAUGCGAAGACUCACAUCCAGAGUGCAGACACUGGGCCCAGGAUGGAGAGUGCUACUCCAACUCUGGCCCGGUGCGCCUCCUCCUCCCCAGAGUGCACUUCGUCACCCUCACUCCGGACCUCUCCCCAGCUUGCGACCGCUGGGCGAUGAGCGGGCGCCUCGUUUCGCCCUCCUCGCAUUCGCUCGACCCAAAGAAACUUCGGGAAUUGUUCAAGCCGUAG